AUGUCAGCCGCGUACCCGGGCCGUGGCGGCGCGGCAGACGUUGCGAUCGCCGUGGAGCCCCUCGGGCGCGCCGCCCGCCGCCUCGGGCGGGCGCUGGCGCACCCGGCGUGCGCGGAGGGGUGCGCUGCCGGAGGCGGCGUGUUCGCUCUCGCGGGGGCCGCGCGCGCCCUCGCGGAGCUGGCCGCGGACCUCGGCGAGGCGGGGGCCCUGCUCGGCUCCGUGGUCGACUCCUGCGCGGAGUUGGCGCUCGCGUGCGCCGCCUGCGGUGCCACGGCGCCGCUGGCGCGCCACUUUCAAGGGAGGGCCCUGAGAGAGGUCAUGCCUCUCGCACUGGUCGCGCUCAUCAUGGGCACAAUCUAUUUUGGGUACAUCGGGUGCUGCGUGCCGUUGUUGGGUACUGGCCUCUCGGGCAGCGCACCUGUCGCCUUCAACGUGGCCAUCGCCCUGUCUGCGUGGGCGUACCACCAGAGCGUCGUGGUGGAUCCAGGCGGUAUUCCAGAGUCGUGGCGGGAAGCUCCAGGGGUGUUCGAGCAGGUUCAAUACAAGCUGCUUGAGAGGAAAAAGAGCUGUGAGUCUGUACGUUUUUGCAGCAAAGAGCACAAGUACAAGCCAGACAGAUCACAUUAUUGCAGGCCUCUUGGGCGGAACGUUCUGCGAAUGGACCAUUAUUGCCCAUGGGUCGUCAAUUGCAUCGGCCACUUCAACUAUAAAUUCUUCGUGCAGUUCCUCCUCUAUACGGUCUUGGCCAAUGGUAUCGCUCUUUACGCCUUGAUCCCGACUCUGUAUGUACAGACUUUCCCUGCAGGCAGCACAGCCUUUAUGUUUGGUUGUGCGGGGCUGUCCGGCUUGCUGACAGUGCUGCUGGCACCGUUCUUGUGUUUCCACUUGUGGCUCCUGGGGAAGAACCUGACUACCAUUGAGUUUUGCGAGCAGAUGAGGGACUCCGAGUUGUUCGCUUCGCCUUAUGAUUUGGGCAUACUCGCCAAUAUGCAAAGCGUGUUCGGCAGUAAUCCAUUGUUGUGGUUUCUACCUCUUGGCUGUCCUCUCGGAGAUGGUCUGUCGUGGGCUCGCGGGCCACUGCAUGAUGCUGAGCGCCGCCAUGCCUAG
Molecule: messenger RNA, 1107 nt
Organism: Prorocentrum cordatum
Lineage: Eukaryota; Dinophyceae; Prorocentrales; Prorocentraceae
Source: the annotation of a GenBank genome assembly